This is a messenger RNA of Rubroshorea leprosula, 1179 nucleotides long. Lineage: Eukaryota; Viridiplantae; Streptophyta; Magnoliopsida; Malvales; Dipterocarpaceae. The record is from the annotation of a GenBank genome assembly.
UCUCUUUAAUUCUUUGUUUUAUGGUUGCAAAGAGGAGGGAAUUUUUGAACUCCAAUUCACCCCCCUUUUUGGAGUGCAUUGAGCCAACAAUUGGUAUCAGAGCAAGGGCUCCAAUUUGAAGGUUUAACCACCUAGGAGUUGAUCGGGGAUGGCUCAAUUUCAAGCUUUUUAACCACUUGAAGGUUUGUUUACCACUUGGGCUCUUUUCUUUGAUGGUACUAAUUAUAAUUAUUGGAAGAAUAGGAUGAAGGUGUACAUGCUUGCAAAUGAGCCUAGGGCAUGGAUUGUGACUAUGAAAGGUCCAUAUGUGCCCAUGAAAGUUGUUGGAGAAAAUGAGGUGCCAAAGGAAGAAGUUGAAUGGAAUGAUGAUGACUUGGGAAAGAUCAUGAUCAACAACAAAGCAAUCAACAUGCUUCAAUGUGCUUUCAAUCCAACAAAAUUCCAUAAAGUUUCUGGGUGUGAUACGGCUAAAGAGAUGUGGGACAUGUUGGAGGUAACACAUGAAAGAACAAGCCCAGUGAAGGAGUCAAAAAUCAAUAGACUCAUUCACAUGUAUGAGCUUUUUAAGAUGAAACUAGAGGAGAGCAUUCAAGAUAUGUUCUUAGAAGCUUGCCCAAGAAUUGGGAAGCUAAGAAGAUCGCAAUUGAAGAGUGAGGAUUUCAACACUCUCAAGCUUGAAGACCUCAUUGGAAAAUUGAUGAUAUAUGAACUUGAUGUUCAAGUUGAUGGUGGAGUUGAAGUAGUUGAGAAGAAGAAGAAGGAUGUUGCAUUCAAGGCUCGCAAACAAAAAGAAGAAAGUGAAGAUGAUGCUAGUGAUGAUGAGUCUAGCCAUGAGGAGGACAUCACCAAAUUGGUAUCAAAAGAAGUGAAGAAAUAUAUAAAGAAGAGCCUUAAAGGGAAAUCCUCUAGAAGAAACAAGGAAAUUCACAACUCUAGAGGAAGAAUAUGUAGUAGUGAUGGUGAUAAAAGAAAGCCAAGCAAGAAUCAUAUCAAAUGUUAUGAGUGCAAUGAAUGGGACACUAUAGAGAUGAAUGCCCUAAAUUGAAGAAAGGAAAGAAAAACAAAGCAUUUGUUGCCACUUGGAGUAAUGAUGAAUGUAGCUCAUCCAGGAAUGAAAGCCCUGUGGAAGAUGAUGUGUCCAAUCCUUGCUUUAUAGCUCAAGAAAAUAACUUCUUUGAU